Messenger RNA from Eupeodes corollae, 808 nucleotides. It is a transcript of the gene Bin1, whose product is annotated as histone deacetylase complex subunit SAP18. Gene Ontology annotation, cellular component: nucleus. Lineage: Eukaryota; Metazoa; Arthropoda; Insecta; Diptera; Syrphidae. Gene Ontology annotation, biological process: negative regulation of DNA-templated transcription. Gene Ontology annotation, molecular function: transcription corepressor activity; transcription factor binding. The transcript is spliced from 2 exons. The record is from RefSeq and is a predicted model, not a curated record. The coding region runs from base 135 to 587 and encodes 150 amino acids.
GUCACCGCCUGUCAAGUAAAGAGUAAAGCAAAAAGAUUUAGCAUUUCUACCUUCUUGUUAUUUUAUUGAAUUGCAUUUUCAUAAUAAGUUAUUUAUAUUAAAUAAAAAGUACAAAAAACUACUCAACAAAUAAAAUGGCAAACGUCGAAUCAAUGAUUGUUGAAGAAAAAUCACAGCCAACUAAACAAGUCGACAGAGAAAAGACUUGUCCAUUGCUCCUUCGAGUCUUCUGCUCUACUGGACGCCACCAUUCAGUUUCUGAAUAUAUGUACGGCAAUGUUCCCUCGAAUGAACUACAAAUCUACACCUGGCAAGAUGCUACUCUGCACGAACUCACUUCCCUCGUUCGCGACGUUAAUCCCGACACCCGCAAGAAAGGCACCUAUUUUGACUUUUCCGUCGUCUACCCCGAGUAUAGAAGUCAAUCAUUUAGGAUGCGUGAAAUAGGAGUGACGUGUUCUGGACAAAAGGGUGCUGACGACAAUAAAACCCUCGCUCAGGCUAAAUUCUGCAUCGGUGACUUCUUAGACAUUUCGAUUACCCCGCCGAACCGUUUGCCGCCCAUGAGACGCCAACGUCCGUACUGAACGAAAUUAACUUAGACUUUACUUUGAUUUUUUUAUUUACAAGCUAAAAAAAACUGAACUUCUCAUAAAUAAAAUAAAAAAUAAAAGACUCGGGACUUUGACCGCAAAAAAUAAAAGAAGUCUUUCUUAAUCUCUAAACGGGUGGAGAGGCAUGAAUCUCCGAUUCUCCUCUAUCUAGUUUCUAUAGUACUGUUGUGGUUGAGCCUGCUGGAGAACUGCUC